GAAUGUUGGGGUCCUCGCGGGUCUGUUGCCAUGGAGACGCGGCGUCGGCGGAGCGCUCCGUAGGCCGCGGAGAAGCCUGCCGCUGUCAUAAAGAGGUUGUCGCCGGACCAAGAGGCGGGUGGUUCGGGUCGCGGGCGCGUUUAUGUUGUGGUUGUUGGGUUUUUUUAAGCGCGUUUGAGGGACCGGUCAACUGCGCGACGCGGUUGCCGCCCCGGAAGUGCGAGCAGGAUGAGGCGGGGCAAGAAAGCGGCAAUUCCGGUGAGCUCUGUGGCCCCCGCCUUACGGCGCAGAGCCUCCUCGUCUGAGGAUCCGGAAGCGCCUUUUGCUGCUGCCGCCGCCGCCUCCUGCUCCCUGGGCUCUUCCGCUUCGCAGGGCGACCCUCUUCUGCUGCCCGAGAGCAAGGGGACCCCCGGCUGGGCUAAGGAACCCCGCCUGCCCGGCGCCGACUCGGCCUCCUCGCCUGUGGUGCAGCCCGAAACCAGCGAGCCUCCUUUGCCCCGCGAGAGAGUCUACGACGGCCGCGGAGCGCAAGACGUGGCCUUGCAGGCAGACAUCAUGUUCGGCGUAUUCCGAUCCAUCCCGACACAGAUGGUGGGUCAGGCGGGGAGGGAGGGGGCUUUGGGGGGAGACUCUCCUGCGGACCCCCCCCCCCGCACCAUUAGUGAGAGCUUUCUACUCCGCUUCCAAGCCGGGCAGGAAGUGGGGAUGGGGGAGCUGCUUGGCCGCCUGCCACAAUAAAGCAGACGUGUCCUAAGCGGAGCGCGGGUGGCUUUGAUGCCCAGCGAUAGGAUGUUGGGGGGGGGGCCGACUCUUUUCUUCUUCGUCCCUGGGGGCUUGGAGAAAAAGAGAAGAGCCAGAACGCCUGAAAACACUUGGGGCUAUUGAACCGACCAAUUGUAAACCCCCGAUCUCGUGUUUACUUAAAAGCCUAGCCCCUUAGAUUUCCGUGCGCCUUGACUUCCAAGUAAGCUAAAGCGUGCUGAGAAUUGUAGUCUUGAGGUUGAAGUCGGAGCUUAAUACAGUGGAACCUCGAGUUAAGUACUUAAUUCGUUCCGGAGGUCCGCGUAUUAGGCAUGUUUAGUCAAAGCAUAUAUUGAGUUUAGGGAUCAGUAGGGGUUCAUAUCUGACAUAAGUACAGUAAAGUGCUAACAGCAGCCAUGUGGAAGCUGCCCCAUGAAUGAUUUUGCCUUGAUUGCUGUGACGUGGAUAAUUGCUUCCCGCACGACUGUUCUGCACCUAUUUAAUGCAGAAUCUCAGUGCCAGCACAACACGUUCACCCAACUGUGUGGAAACCUUUUCUGAUGCUUCUACGUUGUUAGGACAUUUUUUUCAGAAUAUUCACAUAAGUGAAGCCAUGGAAACAUGACAGCAAACAAGACAAUGAAUAUUCCUACAAAGCUGCUAUGGCAGUGAUGGCACAGGAAACUAAAUCAGGAUCUUCUUAUAUCUAUAUGCCAUCAUUACAGAAACUGUAAGCAGCAUGGGGGGAAAUACUGGUGCUCACAAAUCUUUUUUCCAUUCCCACAGGACUAUAAAGGCCAAAAACUAGCAGAGCAGAUUUUUCAGGGAAUCAUUCUUUUCUCUGCUGUAAGUAUAAGUAAACAAAAAUGCCAUAUAUUUUAGUCUUAUUUUUUAAAGUAUUUGUUUUUUGUGCUUUUAACAGUUAGAAGGCGAUAAAUACAUGGUAUCUGAAAUUAAAGCAUACAUAUAGCAAUAGUGCAACAAUUGUGUUCAUUUGGAUUGCAGCCUGUAUGUAGCAUACUGAGGCGAAGCUAAUGAUUGUUUCUACAGAACUAAGUUCUACUGCGGUUAGUGGCCUUAGUAUGUUUAGGGCUGCAGCCUUUUGUCUUAAGUACUGUAAAAAAUAGCUCUUGAGUAACUAGGUCAGCAUGUCACAGUAAUAUUAAUCUUGUUAAGUUAUUGAUUUAUCUUGUAUAUGUUUAUAUUAUGUAAGUUGAAUUAAUAAUAAUAUUGCAGUGGGCCAAGUCCAAAUGAAUGACAGCUAAGUGCCCAAUGUUCUGCUGCUAUCAAUUCCCUAUAUUAACCCCCUAAAUGAGUUAAAAUGUUUGCUAAAAUGCUCAUUUAAAAUUCUCUCCAUUCUGGGUUUGGAGAGUGACCUGGAAUUCUCAUUGACCUAUUGUUUCUUGCAGGUAAUUGGCUUUAUUUAUGGGUACAUCACAGAACAGUUUGGCUGGACAGUUUACAUUGUAAUGGCUGGAUUUGCUUUAUCAUGCUUGGUAAGAAUAUUACUUUUUUUUGUGUGUGUAGCAAAACAGUGAAUUCUGCGAAGCUUGUGAUAGAAUGGAGCUGUAAUGAAAGCUCAUACCAUGCAAAAUAAGUAAAAUAUGUGUUUCUUUAGGACAAUGUGUUAACAUGAUUCUAAUCUUCAACAGUACCAUUAGCUUGAUACUCUUGUUUUAUUUUGUGCUCUUUAUGCCGGUCUUUUUCUCUCUCCUUAUGUUUGAAAUAACUGCACUAGAAUAGGGCUGCUAUAUGUCCUGAGUUUCUAGGACAUGUCCUGGAAUUUGCCUUCGAAAAUGGCGCCCUGGAUUAUUUUUUGGAAAUUGUGCAGAUGUCCUGGAAAACUGGCAACUGGGGUUAAAUCAUACCAAAAAUGCCUUAAAAAGCUCCAAACCCCAAAACUUAUUGUAGUUUUUGGGGUCUUCCUAAAAAAACAUCCUGGUUUUUACUUUUUGAAAUAUGGCGCCCCUACUAGAAACAGAAACACUGCUCUUUUGCUUUGUAUAUACUCUAAAAGUUAAUAUAGGCAAAGCUCAAACUUUUACAAAAACAUUGUCAAGGAAGUUUGUAUUUUUCAUUUCAGCUCACACUUCCUCCGUGGCCCAUUUACCGUCGCAAUCCUCUGAAGUGGCUACCUGUCCAGGAAUCUGCAGUAGAUGAUAAGAAGCCAGCAGACAGAAAAGUAAAAAGGCACACUAAAAACUGAAAAAAAUACAUAUCUUGUAUCAUUUUCUGUCAUUAAAUUUGAUUUAAAAUCUCUUAUUCCUCUUCCUUUUACUUGGUUUGCUAUUUGAGAAUACCUUGACAGUAUUCUAAAAUUGGCCUUGCACAGUUUGAGUUUUAACAAUGUGAUAGUGCUUUUGACUUAACAGCAGCCUGGAAAACAGAUGUUUAAAACGGAGUUAUUACUAUUAAAAUGCUAGAGUGGCCUAUCUUUGAUAGAGAUAGAAUCAUAAGAUUCUAAUCCAGCAUUUUAUUUUAUCCAUUGCCAGCCUGAUGCUUUAGGAAGAUCACAGCAGGGUGUGGCGUAAUUGGUUUUGCUUCUGGACCUAGUAAUUUACAGACACUGCUUUUAAACAUGGAAAACUUCCGGUUUUUAUCUAUUUUCACUGUGGCCCAAAAUAAGUAGAUUUAGCAGCGUGUUAGAGACAAUGUAACAUCCUGUAGUGUAAUUCUGAGCCUGAAGUGGUGGUGGUGGUAUUGGAAAUGUUAAACAUUGAAACAUGUCUUUAUUUUUUUUCUAUUUAACCCUUUAGCCAUUGUACAUACCUACAGCUCCCGAGGGUUAAAAGUACCAUGGUUUCCAAAUAGGUCUGAGGUACCUUAUUGUUUAAAAUAUCCAAAAGCAAAGGUUUUUUUUUCUUUGAAUGACUCUUUGAAUGCUUGAGAAAAUUCUUCCAUCCUUUUUCCACAUGGAGACUUUUUAUUGUCUUUUCCUAACCCCAAUUUAUUCCAGGUUUUGCAAACUCUAUAUUGAGUAUACAAGUCAGUCAUGUGAAAGGUUAUGAAAAACUUUAGAAAUGAAAAUAAAAAGUAGACUAUAGCACAAGCAUGUACUGUGAAUAGUGUGUGUAUACUUAACUCCAUUGAAAAGGACAAAAAUGGAGCCAAAAGAAAAACAAGCAACUGAUUCGACUGUGUACAAAACAGCUAUGUAAUGUACUCAAGGUACAUCUAUCUUCCAUGUACUAAACUUGUAGCCAAAUUAUUAGCCCAUGGCUUUAUCUAGCCAGGAGUCCUUCAAGACACAUAUGCUGUGUAAUUAUGGCUGAAGGAAAGUACCAUAUGAAAUUUUCUUUUCUUUAAUUGAUUGCAGGAUGAAAACCAGCUGGGUUUUUCCUAAGCAAGGAAAAUAUUUUGAUAAAAGUACUUUAUUUUACCAAAAGUUAGCCUCACUUUUUUAAAGUUAAACAUUCACACAUAAAGCAACAAUACAGUAGCAGUAAAGGGUUAUAUUCUGUCUUGUUGGUCCCAAGGGAGAUUAUCAUUUUGUAAGACCCAAUUUAUGCUGUUGCAGCAAAAAGCAAGCGGGGCAAUGGAUCAACCAGAGGUAGCUUCCUAGACUUCAUCAGAAUUCCUAUGUUUCAUCAGUUGUAGGACAUUUUAUGGCAAUUCAUUCUACUUGAAUUCUCUGGAACUUAGAAGCUUGCUUAUACCAAUCUAAAUUGGGUUGUAUCCAGAAAUCUGUCCACAUAAAAUGAAGGGCAGGGCUGGUCCCUAAAGAAAGUUUGAAUGGGGUGGGGAAGGGGCAGAUCAUAGAAAAUUGGGCAGAGUAAUCUUUUGUCAGGAAAUGCUUUUGUGACCUAAUGGGGAAAGGAGGUGGUGGAGAAGUCUUCUUAUGCCUAUCCCCCUAGGUGGGCAAAUCUCUUGAGUAUAGCCCAUCAUACAACAUCCUUGAGGAAGGCCUGGAGCUGAGUGGUAGCACCUGUCUUUCAAGCAGAAGGUCCCAGGUUCAUUCCCUAGCAUCUCCAGACAGGGCUGGGUAAGACUCCUCCCUGAAAUGCUGGAGAACCACUGCCAGCCAGUGUAGCCAAUACUGAGCUAGAUGGACCAAUGGUCUGACUCCAUAUAAAGCAGCUUCCUAUGUUCCUCUCAUAGAUAAAACUGUGAAAAGCAGCAAGAGUCUUCUCUUUCUUGGCCCUAUUAUUUCAAAUGAAAAUCCUAACUCACUGCAGUUGAGCACUAAAAACGAGCAAAGAGGCCAUGUUUAAGGACAUUUUGCUUAGAGUGCAUAGAAAAUAUUGUAGCUACAAAAGCUGGGUGUUUGUUUUUAAUCUGAAUUUUAAUAAUUACGGUUGCAACAAUAGUAAAUGCUUCCAGUAUCUACAUAUAAAGAACCUGUUCCUUAGAUGUCUGAUUCAAAGUAUGGGAUACAACAGGCUUACUCUGGUGUUGACUAAACAUUUUUGGCAUUUUCCUACUCUUACUACACUUGCAUCGAAAGCCGGGAUUAACGACAUGCAAGACCUGGUCAAAUCAGUGGGGAUGGCUAUUUGUGAUUCGGCAGGAUUGCAACCUUAAAAAACAUCAUUGAUGAUGUUUGAUAUUUAUAGUAAUAAUUUAAUAUGUAAAAAACUGAAAAUAUUAAGAUGUACUACCUGUAUAAAAAAAAUCCCUAAACACUGUUACUCACUUACCUGGAAGAAACAUGUUGCUAUUUGUAAAGCUAAACAAGCUCUACAGCAGGUAACAAAUCAGUAAAGUAAAAAUUGUACCCCACAAAUCAGUUGUGUACAGGAAAAUAAAAAUCCACUGGGGUAAAAAUUGUUGAAUAAAGUCUUGCUCUUUUCUUCAU
Podarcis lilfordi (Lilford's wall lizard) is the source of this 5536-nucleotide messenger RNA. NCBI's taxonomy places the organism in Eukaryota, Metazoa, Chordata, Lepidosauria, Squamata, Lacertidae. The record is from the annotation of a GenBank genome assembly.